Sus scrofa (pig) is the source of this 1477-nucleotide messenger RNA. The record is from RefSeq and is a predicted model, not a curated record. NCBI's taxonomy places the organism in Eukaryota, Metazoa, Chordata, Mammalia, Artiodactyla, Suidae.
AUGGCCAGGGAUCAGCAGCGUGAAUCAGCUGGGCGGGCUCUUUGUGAAUGGUCGGCCCCUGCCCCUGGACACGCGGCAGCAGAUCGUAGCCUGCUGGGAACCUCGUCCAGGGAUGGGGGCAAGAAGCAGGGAGAAGGGGCCCUGUUCAGCAAGUCGGGGGCUGUUGCAGCCUCUGAGGGCCUUUGGGGCUUGGGGUGCUUCCUAGAAGAGCCUCCUGAGGGCUGGGAUAGGGACCUUCGGGCUUCCAAAGACAGGGCUGGUCUCGCCCCCGUGGCCUGGUCCAGCAAGUCUCACUUUGCCUUGUUGCUUCUUCUGGCCCAGAGACACUCACCCUCUGCCCAUCAAGCCUUACCUGUUCCUGCUUCCUACCUGCCCCAGGUAUCUAAUGGCUGUGUGAGCAAGAUCCUAGGGCGUUACUACCGCACAGGUGCCUUAGAGCCCAAGGGGAUUGGGGGAAGCAAGCCACGCCUGGCCACACCCCCCGUGGUGGCUCGAAUUGCCCAGCUGAAGGGUGAGUGCCCAGCCCUCUUUGCCUGGGAGAUCCAACGCCAGCUCUGUGCUGAAGGGCUCUGCACCCAGGACAAGACUCCCAGUGUCUCCUCUAUCAACCGAGUCCUGCGGGGGCUACAGGAGGACCAGAGACUGCCCUGGACACAGCUCAAUUUGCCAGCUGUUUUGGCUCCAGUUCCUCCAACUCUGCAUAGUGGCUCUGAGGCUCCCCGGGGUCCCCACCCAGGGACCAGCCACCGGAAUCGGACUAUCUUCUCCCCAGGCCAAGCUGAGGCACUGGAGAAAGAGUUCCAGCGUGGCCAGUAUCCUGAUUCAGUGGCCCGGGGAAAGCUGGCUGCUGCCACCUCUCUGCCCGAGGACACGGUGAGGAUCUGGUUUUCCAACCGAAGAGCCAAAUGGCGCCGCCAAGAGAAGCUCAAGUGGGAAAUGCAGUUUCCAGGUGCGGCCCAGGGUGCGAGUCUACCAAGUGCUUCCCCAGGGGUCAUCUCUGCACAGCAGUCCCCUGGCAGUGUAUCCACAGCAGUCCUGCCCGCCCUGGAAUCCUUGGGGCUCUCCAGCCAUCCGUUGUGCUGGGGGACAGCAUCAGAUGCCCCACCACAAGCCUGUCUCCAGCCCUGCUGGGGCUGCCUGCCCCCCACAGCUGAGCUCUCUGGAUUCGGUGCUGCCUUGCCAUCCUUGCCCUUCCUUCCCCUGCCUCCAUCGCCAGUCUUGGUGCCCCUCAGGCCUUGCUCUGGCUUGGCUCCCCACUGCGGGGCCUGGGAUGAGGGAGAAGGUUCGGAGUGGAAAGGAGAUGGGGUGGGGAGCAUCUGAUACCGCCUGCCCAAGCCGAGCGGUGCUCUGUCCUCCUUCCUGUGUCUCCUCCUGCCUGUGGACCUUGCCCCUCCUGUGUGUCACCUGCUUGGAGAAGCCGUGCCCACCUGCUUCUCACAUUGGCCUUAAGAGGCUUCCAGUUGGCACUAAUAAAAAC